AUGUCUGAACCUGAUGAGGCCAAGCAAGAAAUUGACCUUUUGGAUUCAUCGUCUUCACCAACUCCCAGUGCUGCAACUACUUCAAAACUUAGUACUUACCGGUAUAACACUCGAAGUAGUGCUGCUGCAAGUAGCAGUAGUCGUAGUAAUAAAGUCUUUUCUGAUUCAGCAAUAGAUGCACAGUUAAAAUAUCUGUUAGAUAGAGAAACAGAACUACAGUUACAAAUCAAUGAAUUAACGGAAGAAAUCGCUCAACUACAAGCUAAAAUUACCAGUCAAGACAGCAGUACAACGCUCAGUGGGAAUGGUAAAAAGAGAGAGCGCGGAAAAAGUGUCGAAUGUGGUAAUAAUGCUGAAAAUUACGAUGACAUUUGCUGGGAAGAGUUUGAAGCACCAGAGUGGUGUGUGCCUAUUAAAGCAGAUGUGUUGACAUUUGAGUGGGAUGUAUUCGCGAAAGAAUGUCAAUUUGAUGUGAUUCUGAUGGACCCUCCAUGGCAAUUAGCAACUCAUGCUCCAACUCGUGGUGUCGCAAUCGCUUAUCAACAAUUACCAGAUAUUUGUAUUGAAGAAUUGCCCAUACCGAAAUUACAAAAAAAUGGAUUUUUAUUUAUAUGGCAAACCGUAAAUAGAAGAAUGGCUAAAGGGCAUGGUUUCUAUUUACAACAUGCAAAAGAAACUUGCUUGAUGGGAAGAAAAGGAAAGGAUCCGCCAGGAUGUAAACAUUCAAUUUCUUCCGAUGUAAUAUUUUCCGAAAGACGUGGGCAAAGUCAAAAGCCAGAAGAACUAUAUGAAAUGAUCGAAGAAUUAGUUCCAAAUGGAAACUAUUUGGAAAUAUUUGGUAGGAAAAAUAACCUACGCGAUUAUUGG
This is a messenger RNA of Dentiscutata erythropus, 867 nucleotides long. The record is from the annotation of a GenBank genome assembly. Lineage: Eukaryota; Fungi; Glomeromycota; Glomeromycetes; Diversisporales; Gigasporaceae.